UUCACCAUUUCCUGAUAUGAAUAUCUUGAUGUUGCACUCGGUAGAUGCAGCAAGACCUGUAAAGAGCUCUUACAACUUGUGGAAAGUCCUGGCAAGUGGGUGCAUUCAUCAUACCUGGAGAGGGGAUUGUGUCCUUGCUGGUUCUCUGCCCUGCUUGCCCGUUGACAGGUUGUGUUUGUUCACAGUGUGCCUGGAGCCGGAUAUUCAGAGCUUGGCUGUAAACACAGUGUUACAGUCCCAUCACAUCAAUGACAUGGAAGAAGGUUCCAGCGUGAGUAUCAGUUUUGAUGUGAUCCAGCAGGCAUCUCUAGAAUACUAUGAUGUGUAGGCUCCUAAGACAGGCAUCUUGACACAAGAGGCAGUUGAAGCGUGGGUAUGAUUCCUCUGCAGCCCUUAGUUCUGCUAAUGACUGCUCUGCAGCCUUCUGUACUGAGUCCAUUUGCUGAAGCAUGGUUGGAUGUGAGAAGUGAACUGCUCUCUUGCUAACAUCGCCUGCUCCUCAUUGCCUCCCAUGGAGAAGGUUAUUAGCUAGGGAAGAUGCCAACAUUGUGUGUGACUGCAGUCUCUUGCCUCCAGCAUCCACUCAAAGGAGAUCUUUCACUCUCUGACUAUUUCCUUCUGCCGCUGCUGGGAAUUCCUGCUCUGGAUGGAUCCAGCAAAUUACGAAGGUAUCAAGGGAAGAGUGCGUUCUAGCGUCCACUCUGGGGAGCAGGACACUAGCAAGAGUCAAGUAUUGGAUGAGGACAGUGAGGAAGAGGAGGACAAGGAAGAAGAGGAGGAGGAUGGAGAAGCAAAUGUGGAGGACUUGCUAGAGAAUAGUUGGAACAUCGUGCAGUUUCUCCCCCAGGCUGCCUCCUGUCAGAACUGCUUCCUCAGGAUUGUGUUGGCCUACAUUGUGGCUGUGUACCACAGCAUGAAGGAGGAGGAGGAGCUGCAGCACAAUGCCCCUCAGAGCGCUCCCAUCAAGAGGAGGGCCAUGAGCCAGGUGUCCCAGGAGGCAUUGGGAGAGACGGGAGCCAUGCCUGGCGUGAUCACUUUCUCACAGGAUUACGUGACCAACGAGCUCACGCAGAGCUUCUUCACCGUCACUCAGAAGAUCCAGAAGAAGAUGGCUGGUUCCCAUAAUGCCACUGAGCCCUCAGACAUGUUCUCAGUGCUACCUGGCUCCUACUUGCCACUCAACAACCCAGCUCUAGAGUUCAUCAAAUACGUCUACAAGGUGUUGUCCCUGGAUGCCAGUAUAACUAACCAAGUAAACAAACUGCGCCGGGACCUGCUGCGCCUCAUUGAAGUGGGUGAGUUCUCAGAAGAAGCCCAGUUUCGGGACCCUUGCUGCUCCUACAUGCUCCCUGAAGUCAUCUGCAGGAAGUGCAAUUUUUGCAGGGACUUGGACCUGUGCAAGGACCCUGCCCUCUCGCAGGAUGGGUCAGUGCUGCCCAGUUGGGUAUGCUCCAACUGCCAGGCCCAGUAUGACUCGGAUUCCAUUGAAAUGGCACUGGUGGAAGCGCUGCAGAAGAAGCUAAUGGCCUACCUGCUGCAGGACUUGAUGAGUGUGUGCAAGAAGUGUCAUGGUGUGAAGGAGACACCUAUGCCUGUGUACUGCAGUUGUGCUGGAGAUUUUGCCCUCACCAUUUCUUCCCAGAUCUUCAUGGAGCACAUCAACAUCUUCCAGAGCAUUGCUUGGCACUACAGUGUGGCCUAUCUGCUGGAAACUAUUGAGUGGCUGCUCCGUACAAACCACCAGCUCCAGCAGUGAUGUGAUGAACUUGUCCUGCUGUCUUUUUUUGUUGCUGUGUCAGCUCUGGGUACUUGCUCUCACCUCUGCUGAAGAGCAUUUGUGCUCUGUGAUAGAUCUCGGAGAAGCCACAUAUCCAUCUUGCACUGUGUGGGGGCGCUAAGCGGUGUUGGGGCAGUCCUGGUCACAGCCUGGUGCUGUGCUGGGGGAAUUAAGAAGGUGCCUAGGGCUGGAACUGCUCUCUAUGGGGGAGGGGGGACUGCAUUUGCCAGAGCCCUGCAGAAGCCCAGUUUGGGAUGGGAGUUUGUGCUGUAGGCAGCACCCUGUGUGCAUGAAUCUCUGUGGUUUUAAUGUGGAGUUUUAUACAAUUAAAUGUGUCACAGACAAUGCAUCUGGUUCUUUGGGUAGAGGAGCACGUGCUAUGGCCCACACACAGCAGGGAGCUGUAGGCACCCUGGAAAGGAGCAUUCUCUGAGCCAUGGGGCAGGAUUCCUAGAGGGAGGAGAAAGCCAGACUCUUCUUGUUGGGCUGGAAGGGGAGCAAGGGAGCUGUCCCACUUGGGUGCUAAAGCUUCAAGUUGACAGCAGUGAGUCAUAGGGUGGGGGGGCUGCUCACUGAAAUCCCAGCACAGGUGUGAUGAAACCCAGGAGGCCAGUGCUUAGCUGAAGCCUGGCCUCCUGGUCCUUUCCAUCUACUCCUGCUUGCAGAAGCCUGAAAAAGCAUGAGGGGAGCCAAGAUUACUAGAUUCCAGUUAAU
This is a messenger RNA of Rhea pennata, 2491 nucleotides long. Its product is annotated as DNA polymerase epsilon catalytic subunit A-like. NCBI's taxonomy places the organism in Eukaryota, Metazoa, Chordata, Aves, Rheiformes, Rheidae. The record is from RefSeq and is a predicted model, not a curated record. Gene Ontology annotation, cellular component: epsilon DNA polymerase complex. Gene Ontology annotation, biological process: mitotic cell cycle; DNA replication; DNA replication proofreading. Gene Ontology annotation, molecular function: DNA binding; DNA-directed DNA polymerase activity; single-stranded DNA 3'-5' DNA exonuclease activity.